AUGCCCCCUGCGACCCCUUCGCGGCUUCGGCUGGCUCAACCGGUCCACGCUACCUUCGACGACACGGCCGUUGGACCUAAGGGCUAUCCCGCUUUGCGAGAGCGGAGUCGCCAAAGCACACGUACUGUCGCACUUGCGUGUUUGAACUGCCGCGAAAUCAAGAAGAAGUGCAGCGGUGGCAAUCCGUGCAGGCCCUGCAUCGAGAAGGGCAAAGCGCACACAUGCGUCAGAGCGACGAAGAAGAUACGAGUUCGCGCAGGGCAACAGACGCUUCCUUCGGAGCCUGCGGGUUUGCCUUCCCUGCCUGUAAGCCAGGGGGCACCUGUGCCCGUCGCGAUGGCCUCAGCGCCAGCUCCGAGCGCUGAUGCCAUGUCAUUUUCGCCACGCGAAGUUGGCAGUGCGCAUGUUACCCCUCCUUUCUGGUCGACGGUUGGCCACUCCGGAGAGCAGUACCCCAUGGACGUCAAUGUCCUUUCUGGCGCCGGAGGCUGGCAGUGCGAGAUGAUGAACACAGCGUCGGAGGGGUACCAUCCGCGUCACUGGGUCGAGCCCGCCUCUGAUAUGGCGGCAUUCGGCCGCGGUCAAUACAUGGCGUCCAACGGGGCCUACCAAUACGACGCAGGCAUUGCGGCAUUCCAGAGCACGGGGUUUGGCGCACAGCUGCCGCAGCUGUUCUUCACCUUCUAG
Molecule: messenger RNA, 687 nt
Organism: Trametes versicolor FP-101664 SS1
Lineage: Eukaryota; Fungi; Basidiomycota; Agaricomycetes; Polyporales; Polyporaceae
Exons: 4
Coding region: 1-687 (228 amino acids)
Biological process (GO): regulation of DNA-templated transcription
Molecular function (GO): zinc ion binding; DNA-binding transcription factor activity, RNA polymerase II-specific
Source: RefSeq, a predicted model, not a curated record